AUGGCAGCACCAAAAUGGUUUUGGAGCGUCUUUGCAGCCCUAACCUUCUUUUUAACAAUAGUUUUGAAUGAAAACUCAAUAAUGGUUUGUGGGAACAAUGAAGGAGAUGCUCUUGUUGUCUUCAAGCUUAGCUUGUUAGAUCCAAACAACGUCUUACAUAGUUGGGACUCAACUAUUAUCAACCCUUGUACUUGGUUUCACAUCAUUUGCAAUCAGAAUCAACAAGUUAUUCUAUUGGACUUGGGUUCUAAAAACCUAACUGGUAACUUGGUUCCUGAACUUGGAAACCUUCAACAACUUCAAUAUCUGGUACUUCACCAAAACAACAUUCAAGGAAGUAUCCCGGCUGAGUUGGGUAAUUUGAAGAAUCUCAUUGAGUUGGACUUGUAUCAGAACAAUCUCUCAGGAAAAAUUCCACCUUCAUUGGGAAACUUGAAGUCCCUUGAGUUCUUACGCCUCAACGAUAACCAUUUAUCUGGAAAAAUUCCACAGGAAGUUUUAAACCUUUCCCAUCUCAAAAUCUUGAAUGUCACAAACACCAAUUUGGAAGGAAAAAUCCCAAGCACUAGACCAUUAGAGGAUUUCCCUUUGAAGAACAUGGCUACAUCUAGUUUAGGAAUCUUCAAAUUUGUUUUUCCAUUUCUAAAUGUGUUUCUAAUUUUCUUCUUCAUUUAAAUCGUAUUGCCCAAAAUUGAUUGAACUUAUUACAGUGAGUUUGUUUGGCAUGACCUACCGUAAUACAUU
Molecule: messenger RNA, 744 nt
Organism: Camellia sinensis
Lineage: Eukaryota; Viridiplantae; Streptophyta; Magnoliopsida; Ericales; Theaceae
Source: RefSeq, a predicted model, not a curated record